UUUUCAACAACCAAAACGUGGCUUACAUCUACUCAACCUCUCCCAUGAAUUGCUAAGUUGAAACUUGAAACUCCACCACCACCAUUACCAUUACUCCAUUAAGCUCCCCCACUACUUUGGUUUCUUCAAGUUUUUCCCAUGCCCACUUCCCUUUUGCAUUCUCCCCUGUUUCUCUCCAUUGGAGACUAUAAUCUGCUUGGCUAAACCCUUUCUUGAUCUUAAGCCUGUACUGGUUGGAUUGUUGAAGCUCAUCAUUUCAUCGUUGGAUCCAUUCCCUUCUGUUCUUUGGUCGGGAAGUUUCAAUUUUGACGCCAAAGGAAGUGAAUUUACUUGUUGGGGAGGUUGAGUGGUGUGGGGUUGAAGUGACUGAGCUGGAUUCAACAGAAGGACUAGCUUGACCCGGUUCUGCCCUUUUGUCCUUGGGCAUUAAGUGCUUGCUUCCUCAUAUUCCGAGGAUUCCAUUCCAUGAAAAUCUUCCUGCAUCUCUGAGAAACUUCUCUUCCAUAUAAGCAACAAAGCAAACUGUUCAAUAGGGGAAAGGAGGUUGGUAAAGGCGUAGUUGCAGUAGCAAACUUGCAAUGAGCUUCAAUGUUAUCAGAUUUGAUUGACAAAUGAUGUUCAAGUAGCUGGAUGGAGAAGAAAGGAAACAAAGUUAUCAGCAAUUAGUGUGCUUUCCUGGAGCUUAGUUGCUAAAUGGAGAAAACAGUUUCUGAUUCAUUGAACAGCUUCAGUGAUGAGAAGGAAUUAUCAUGUGAGAAUGUGUUGGCACGUCCAGAAUCCACAACAUCAAGGAGAGUGGUGAGAAGGGUUAAUUCCAAGAACUCCCUCGUUUCCAGAAAACUGCAGAAAAGUAAAAGCUGGAUCAAGGAUUCAUUCCUCCACAGAAUCCACAUCAUUGAUGAUUGGAUUCCAAAGCAUGUGGUGACUGUAGAUGAGAAACAUCUUCACCGUUGCCUCGAUUUGAUUAAUGCCAGUGCUUCUUCUAGGACAGCUUCUUGCAGCAUUUCUAUUGGUUCAUCUUGGGGAAGCAUGGAUGUGUUGUCUGAUGGCCUGAGCUCUGUUAAAGUCGGUAGUGACUAUAGAUUUGAUCUCAAUUGUGCAUUGGAUACUGGAGGUGGCAGUUUGGUUGCUACCCCUGCAGGUGACUGGAUCGUUGGCUCAAUCAUGGGUAGCAAGAGUAUGGUUAAUUUGCUGCAAAGCCCCUUAUUGCGCCAGUAUGGUGCAUUUAACACCAACGAUGUCAAUUUCAGGGAUGGCAGUUUCGCUGACGUUAAAGGAUCGAGCUCGCCUGGUGGGUUGAGUAGUUAUUCGUCGUCUCGGACAGACAUUGAAUCAACAUUUCCUUUAAACUACAGAAAUGUUUCAGAGAAUUCACAUGAAAGGCUCUUUUCUAUAUCGAGUACAAACUCUACAUGUUCUGACCAGUCUUCUUUGUCUUCAUCGGGUGCUGUAACUCAGGGAAUGCUCCAGUUCACAUUGAAGAAUGGGAACCCUCAUUUUGUUUUCUCCAUAGAUGAUCAAAAGGUGGUCUAUGUGGCCAGCUUGUGGAGGGCUAAAUCAAGGGGUGAUGAUAAGAAGAGUCUUGAUGACUAUACCUACUUGUUUCAUUCCAGAACAAGUGGUCAAGAAGAGGACCGCGACACCACUCAUCAUGGGCUUGAUUCUCAUCUUGUUGGUAAGAUGGUGGUAUCGACUUCUUUUAGCAUCUCUGAGAACAAUUCUAGAAGAACCAUGGUGAGAGAGUUUGUUUUAUUUGGUGGAAAUGAAAGUUUUAUGGAAGUGCAAGCUUCGAACCUUGAACUGAGAAAGAACAGGAGAUUGUCCAGGAAGGUUUCAGAAGUGUUUAGGAAGAAGAGAAGUUUGUCUAAAUUUGGGGGAUCAUCAGGUACCAUAUUAGAGAACAGUGUUUGGGGGCCAUUACAAGAGACAGCAGAUUACAGCAUUGAUUCACUUGGUGGUUCUGAUUUGAUACAUACACAUCUUCCAUCGAACUUCGAGUUGACUGCCAUUGUUGUGAAAGAAGGUGUUCCUGAAAUCUGUCAAGCGAAAGUUGGAGGAGGAUGGGGUUUAAAGUUCCUCCAGAAAGCAAGUGACAAGAAGCAACAUAGUGAUGAUACAGAACCAUCAUCGACUGCUUCUGCUUCUUGUACCCGGGAUGCUGGUGACUGCUCAACUAGCAUGGAUAUUAUACUUCCAGCUGGAUUACAUGGUGGACCAAGGACUAGGUAUGGAGGUCCUUCCAGUCUUGUAGAUAGAUGGAGAUCGGGUGGAUGCUGUGAUUGUGGAGGCUGGGACUUGGGGUGCCCAUUAACUGUACUUAAAGGCAAAUCAAGCAAUAAAGAUCUUUUGUUGCCUGCAGAUGGUCAGAGGGAAUGCAGAUUGAUUGAUUUGUUCAUCCAGGGUCCAGAGAACAGUGCACCUCCGUUGAGAAUGAUCAAUGUACAUGAUGGCCUCUAUUUUGUUCAUUUCCAGUCCACACUGUCAGCUCUGCAGUCUUUCUCAAUUGCAGUGGCUUUUAUCCAUUCCCAGAGUCCCGUCUUGCGGCCCAAAAGUGUACAUGGAGCAUGACCUGUGUUCUCGAGGUCUAUGUAGUUGUUGUAAACUCUCUUACUGUGUCACAGCAUUUCAUUAAGUCAGAUUACUAAGUCAUUAUACAUCCUUAAGUUUCUAAGUUUUCCUGCUUUCCAUCUUAUCUAAUGAUUCUGUACGGGGUAUUAGAUCGCCUAGAAUGAGGUUGUUUCUUUUAUAUAUUCUCAGAUUUGCUUGUCGUUUGCUUGUGAUUUGAGACUGCUUGUCCACUGAUAUUCUAGUAGAAGUGAAGUUCCUGUAACCUACUUAGCAUAUUGAUUGUAUGUAUAUUUCUCCAUCAAUGAAAGAAGUAUAAGUUUGUGGCUGAAAUGCGUAAUUCUUUGUGUCGUUAGAAUGAUCAGAAUUGUCAUCUCAUCUUUCUGGGAAGGCUUGCGAAUUGUUACCCUGUGUCGUUA
Molecule: messenger RNA, 2984 nt
Organism: Linum tenue
Lineage: Eukaryota; Viridiplantae; Streptophyta; Magnoliopsida; Malpighiales; Linaceae
Source: the annotation of a GenBank genome assembly